UUUUGUGAUCUAUGCACAGGUCACCAUCGUUGGAUACACACUUGGAAUUCCAGAUGUAAUAAUGGGUAUAACUUUCUUGGCCGCUGGCACCAGCGUUCCCGACUGCAUAGCUAGUCUCAUUGUCGCACGUCAAGGCCUGGGGGACAUGGCUGUCUCGAACACGAUUGGCAGUAAUGUGUUUGAUAUUCUGGUUGGACUCGGCGUUCCCUGGGGCAUCCAGACGAUGGCUGUCAACUAUGGAUCUGUGGUUCAAAUCAACAGUAAAGGAUUGGUUUACUCUGUUGUCCUUCUGCUGGGCUCAGUGGCUUUAACUGUUUUGGGCAUCCACGUGAACAGAUGGAGGUUGGACUUUAAGCUGGGCAUCUACGUACUCGUGCUGUAUGCCGUCUUUCUCUGCUUUUCCAUCUUGAUUGAAUACAACGUCUUCACGUUCGUCAAUCUCCCCAUGUGUCAAGAUGAACUGUAGACCAGAAGGUUUUCGCAGGCUUGGAACCAAAAUACCUCCGGGUUGGACCCACACCCACUAAACAUCACCCCAAAUCACCAGUGAUUCUGCUGUUUCCUGUAAAUGCAGUUCCUCAAACAGGUUAAUCUAGUUACUGUUAAAUAAAACCCUCUGUCUUCUGCUGCAUGUCCUCACCACUGUGGUUCAGAUGGAGGGAACUCUUUGGCUCUGGUUUAAAACUCUCUCCUUCAUUUCCAGGAAAUGAAAUUCUCCUUGGCAGCUCUCUUUAUAACUGGAUAAUCUACUUUUUUGGGACAAUCAAGAUGCAGGCCUGAAGUCUUUACUGGAUUAUUCAGUGCAGGGGAUUCGAAUUUACUGCACACUUACUGUACACGCAUCACGAAUCGCACAUACGCCAAUGACAAAUAAAUGCUGCUCAUUCCCAUAUGCAUUAGCGAUUUCCUGUACAUUCUCUAUUUUCUGUCUUCCCUUGAGACAGUAUGAACAUUAAACAUUAUGCACUUUCUGUACGGCAUAAAGCAUCAUCAAAUUUAUUUAUGAAACUAAAAAAAGUGUGGAAAUAUAAAAGUACGCCCUUAAUGUGUCGCCAUUGACUGACAUUAUAUGACUGCCCUUGGGCAUGAAGAUUUCAUCAGCUUGUUAGACGCAAGAAACCUUCCGCGCUAAAAACAAGAGGCUGUUACAGCAUGGAUUUUAUAUUCUGUAUAGAUCACGCAGUGGGGAGGACAAGAUGUUAUGGAAUUCUGAUGAGCUUGACGAAAUAUCCUGCUGAGAGCUACUGGCAAGUGGCCAUCGGCGAGGUCAUCGAGGGGACCACUUCUAACACUCUGGAACAGAAGCUCUCGAAUUUGGACAUGUUUUGGUUUUCCCUUAAUCAUUCUAACCAAUGAAUCGAACCAAUCACGAAAGCACACAUCAAAAGCUGCUCCGCACCUCUCGUUCAGCCCAGAGCGGACAAUCCUCAGGAGAGCUCUCUGCUCCUUUUGCGGUGUGGAAGAUGAGACCGACAGCUGUGGCUGCUUUAAUAUUUCACACACAAACAUACGGACAACAUCACAAACAGGGAUCCUGGAUUUUGCAGACGUGCAGCGAGUCGGCGCGUUUGUUGUUUAUAUGUAAAUAUGACAUCAGUGAUCCUGUUUGAACCAGUGCUUCCUUACAGAGGACGGGAGGGGGUGUACCUAUGUAUGUGACCGAAGUGGUCACUUUUUCUUUAUUUACAAUGCACCCGAACCUCCCUGUCUGGAUCUUUCUUACUGUUUGCGUGUAAUGCAUGAUUUGACACAAAGAAGCCAUUUUUGCGGCAGGGCGUAAGCUUUGUGAGCUCGAUGUAAAAGUCCCUAUAAGGGUGAAUCUCAUGAAAACGUGUUCAGGUCCCAGUUCAGCCCUAAAUCACGAGGACAAAUUGUGAAACUGUGCUUUGCAUUAGAAAAUUGCGUUUUCAAUGGAUUUUGAUUUGGUUCAUGUGGCAUUAUUUUUAUGAUAAUAAUAGCACUCAAUUAUCUUAGUUACUGCAUCUGGUUUUGUUAUAAUUUUUUGUAAUUUGCGUCAUUUAAAAGAUCAGAUUUUCAGAUUGAUUUAAUACAGUAAAAUAUUACAACACAUUGUAUAGGGUUACUACCAAUAGGGUUAAAGUCCUCAAAUUUCUAUAUUUUUAUUUUAGCUCGAAGCGUGACCUGGACACGUUUUUGACACUUCCCAUGAGAUUCACCCAUACAGUAGCUCAAUGGCAGCUAUCGAACCUCCAUUUACUCAGCUGUGUGCGCGCUCAGGAGAUCUCAACUUGAGCAUGGGGGACAGGGGAAGGGUCUUUGUGUUUUGUCAGUCGUAGAAACUGUCUUUGUUAAGUGCUAAGAGGUGCCGUCGCUGUUGUCUGUGCAGAAAGGCAGGUGUUGGAGUAUUUGAUGUACACAGUAUAUAUGAUAUAUGCAAUCUCAGUUGGUGAGGAGACGGAAUACUGGGAAUUAUAUUUUCAUAGAUGAGCCAUGUUUGUGAAAGCUGCUGAAAUCGUCCACCGCUGUUACAUGUGCAUGCAUACUCAUUUAAUCUCACAUCACAUAGUUGCCAUUGAAUGUCGACUUAAGUUUUGUGGUUACGUGCUGUGUGGAAUGACGGUGAUGUCGUGAUGUUUUCGUUUCUGUGGUGUUAAUAAGUGGUGACCUGUAAGAUUAGCUAAUAUGGAAACGCUGUACGGAUGCUUUCGUAGGUGCACUGAAAUCUUGUUCUUAGGCCUGGGUGUAUAGUUAAAAGAGAGAGGCUGGGUUUUCUUCCCAUCUUUGAUGAUUUGGUGCCAGUAAAUUUGUUUUUCUGUUUGAUGUGUUUUUCCAUCGUUUUGAGGCGAGACAUCUCUUUUGACCAGUGCAAUAGACAGGAAAUGUGUGCAUUUAAGAGAUUUGUUUGAAUUUACACUGAAGGCAUUUGUCAGCUCUAUAUCCUUAAAGGGAUACUUCACCCAGAAAUGAAAAUUCUGUCAUCAUUUACUCACCUUCGAGC
Molecule: messenger RNA, 2959 nt
Organism: Triplophysa rosa
Lineage: Eukaryota; Metazoa; Chordata; Actinopteri; Cypriniformes; Nemacheilidae
Product: sodium/potassium/calcium exchanger 4-like
Exons: 4
Coding region: 62-466 (134 amino acids)
Biological process (GO): calcium ion transmembrane transport; intracellular calcium ion homeostasis
Cellular component (GO): membrane
Molecular function (GO): calcium channel activity; calcium, potassium:sodium antiporter activity
Source: RefSeq, a predicted model, not a curated record